Messenger RNA from Porites lobata, 5989 nucleotides. The record is from the annotation of a GenBank genome assembly. NCBI's taxonomy places the organism in Eukaryota, Metazoa, Cnidaria, Anthozoa, Scleractinia, Poritidae.
AUGACUUCGAAUGCUGCUCUUGAGGGAACCGUUGGGAUGUCUUGUAAGUUGUUGGUAGAGUUCAUAUGCAUAUUGAUUUUAAAUAUUUUGAUCUCUGCUUCGACUGGACAGUCUUUCAACUCCUUUGCACCAAAGCGAGCACAAAAUAUCAAAGGAGACUUCAUCAUCGGCGGCUUAUUUCCAGUGUUCUUGAGCGAGAAAAACACAACAAAAUGCUACGAUAACAACAGACGUUUUCAACAGUUUAAAUCCCUACGCGGACACAAGUUAAAUUGUUACAGGAUGAACGUGUUCGGCCUGAUGUGGGUGGAAGCGAUGCUAUUCGCAAUUGAAGAAAUAAAUAACAGUACAAUAAUACUCCCGAAUAUAACGCUUGGUUACGAUAUAAGGGACACUGGAAACGAGGUUCAAUUCGGCAUGGAAGCUGCCCUGGAUUUUUCUUCCGGAUUUGAAAAGCCCAACAAAGGAUCCCAUUCAAACAGAACACAGUGCUAUAAUUCGUCAGUCGUCGCUGUAAUUGGUGGAGCGGGCUCGAAAAUAUCAAAGGCUGCGGGUUAUAUCCUGGGUGUAUCUUCGAUUCCACAGAUAAGUUAUUCAUCAACAAGUCCCUCCCUUAGCAUCAAGUCGAAUUUUCCCUCGUUUUUAAGGACCAUCCCACCGGACUAUGUGCAAGCACAGGUUAUGGCCGAUUUAGUGACGUUUUACAACUGGAGUUAUGUGUCAACUAUUGCUACCGACGAAGAUUACGGAAGGCUAGGGAUCGAGGCAUUUAAAAGAGAAUUAAAGCCGAGAAAUAUUUGCAUAUCUGUUGAUGAGCUUUUUCACCCAGACUACACGCUGUCGGAGACGAAAGCACAAAUCGCGCGCAUAGUCAGCGCGCUCAAGGAAGACAAGCGUGCAAAGGUCGUUGUCUUGUUCUGCGAAAUACCAAACGCGUUAGCCUUCUUAGAAGAAGCGGAGAGACAAAACCUAGCUGGAAAAAUAUGGAUUGGAACAGACUCGUGGGGAGAUAAGGAAUCAAUUCUAUCGUUUAAAGACUCAACGGUGAGUGGGAUGUUGGCUGUUGUGCCGACCAAAGGAAACAUUGAAAAAUUUGAAAAGCACAUGGAAACACUGACACCCUUAACAUCUAAGCAUAAUCCUUGGUUUGGGGAUUUUUGGCAGGGGACGUAUGGAUGUGAACAAGAGAAAAGCAAACAUCGCUGUAAAGAGAAUCCCUCUAUCAAAAACCUCACGGAAUUGAACCAACAGAAUUAUACGUUGGAUGACGUCAUCUGUCAUGGUUUCUCAGGUGAUGGGCUUCCAAACGCAGCUAGUUUGCAGAUGAGUAAGGCUGCAAACGUUAUGGAUGCAGUUUAUACUGUAGCCUUAGCACUCAACGACAUCAUAAAGUGUAGAAAAGGAAGAGGCCUUUUGCCAAAUGACGAAUGUCCAAAAGUGAUGAAAAACCAGAAAAACGGUGUCGACCCUUUAGAUGUUUUAACAUAUAUCAAGAACUUAUCGUUCACCGGUAAACUUGGUUUUCCAAUCAUUUUCGACAAGUAUGGAGACAUCAAAGGUUUGAAAGAUAAAUUAUUUCAUUUAUUUACAUAUAUUGUUAACCCUUAAAUCCCAAGAGUGACCAACAUCAACUUUCUCUUAACAAUAUCUAUACAUAAUUUAAAAAAAAGUUUAUGAGAAUAAAUUAAAUGAUCACCUCAGGCAAAAAACCUUGAUCUUUGAACAAACUCCCUCAACUAAUUCUGUAAGGAAAUGUUUGGAGAAUUUGUAUGUGGAUACUGGGGUUUAAAGAGUUAAAAGUGUUCACAUAUAGGAUAUUUUUACUGCUUUUGCAUCAAAAAUUCUCAUUUUUACCCUGAAAUCAUUAAACUGAUAAGAACAUACAAAGAACCGUGAUAAUGUUUAAAAUUGCGUCUACACAUUAUACAGUGCAACCUCGAUAUAACGAAGGGCAAAGGGACUGGCAAAAUGUGUUCCCUAUAACGAGGUUUAGUUAUAUUGAGGUUCUUUAUCAUAUAUUUUACUAUUGCUGAGGUAACUCGUUCGUUUUACCGAGAACUUCGUUAUGUUAGAGGUUCGUUAUAUCAAGGUUCCACUGUACUCAGUCUUCAAAAACUAAUUAUCUACCAAACUUGGUUUCACUGGGUGCACAGUUUCUAAAAGCAAGGCGUUAUUACCGCAAUAUUUUACAUGUCAAGCAAGUCAAGAAGUUACAAACUUUAUUUUCUUUUAAAACAAACGUCACCUUUCAGUGGUAAAUUCUUUAAACACCAGACAGCUGAACAAAUCCGAUUGUUAUUCACAUUUUUGUGUUUAUUAAUUAGCAUUUUAAAUUUUAUUCAGAAUUACAGUUCUGUAUCAAUGUUGCGAAUACAAGACUUCCGUUUUCGUAAUAAAUUAGCGUUUACUGAUAAUUCAAACAUGUUUUCAUACAAAAUUUACUUUUAACGAUUUUAGCUGGUUCAUUCAAAAAUAAAAGAAAAGUAAUGAUUUGUUCUCGAUCUUCAAUCACCUUGACUUUACAUUAAACUUUCAAGGUCAUUUUGAUGAAAAAAGUCCCCACAGGAGAUUAUGUCAGGAUGAAAUACAAUACGGGUGACAAUCACCUGUCAACUUGCGGGUUGCCAUCUUAAUUCACAAUAUGCAAUCUUCUAAUAUUGAAUUUACGAUAGCAGGUAAUUCUGCAGUAGAACUGUUGUUGCGUUGCACCAGUCUAGCCUGAAUUUCAUCCGAUUACUUCGAGUCGUUAUUACUCCCUCAGUAACGUCUGAAUCGACCGGCCGUUAAUGCCGUCCAGUGACGUCACUACUCCUUGCUUCAAUUCAUGCAAAAAGUUAAACACGAUUUUCAAGUGGCAAACCAAGAAAUGUCAUUUGGAAAUGUCUGCAUCAUACAGAAUGGCUCUACUUUUUUAGAUCGUAAUUCAUGUUUAACGUUCAAACUACCAACUGCAUGCAGUAGUCUGAACCGGUUGUAAUUCCAUAAUCAAAUUCGGUCGCAAUCACGCAAUGAAAUAAAUACACACACGGAACACUUAGUUCAAAAAACACAACGAUUUGCUUUAAUUGAAAAGAAGCUAUUUGGUCCUUAACGAAGAAAAAAGAAAACAAGGAAGCAAGAAAGAAAAGCUAACAGAAUAAUUGCACCAGACGGUGAAAAUACCUAGAAGGUCGAAUUACAACAUUGGUCUCGGAAACUUCGCAUAUAAACACAAUCACUGCCGAAACCACAAAGCGGCUCUAAAUGAAAAACCUACCGACUCUAAGCAAUGAUUCUUCAUUCGCAGUUCAAUUUAGCAUUUCAGUUUUGAAGACGAGGGCAAUUUUGCUGUUUACAAUAAAGAUUAUCGAAAUGUUUGAACUCCACGCAAGCAAGGAAUGCAUAAUUAUGCAUAAUUGUGCGAAUGUUUAGACAAUCAACCAAUCAAAAUCACUACCCGGUUUUCGGGUACUGAUGACGUCACUGGACGGCAUUUCAGACGUUGCUGAGAGGAGAAAACGACUCGAAGCAAUCGGAUGAAAUUCAGGCUAGCACCAGUCAAGUUUGGGCUUUUUAUAUUAAUUGAAAACUUUUCUCCACCAUCUAGCCGAUUUGCCAAGAGCAACGGUGGAUGGUUGUGGGUUAGAUUCCCAGCGUAGUAAAAUAUUUCUUCGUCUCUCAUGGUUCCCCAGUUCCCUUUGCUGAGGGCUGAACCUUCCCAGCAAGGGAGGUGAGGGGAGAAAUCACAUAUGAAAGCGAUGGGGAUGCUCUUCGUCGUCCUUGGGGGUAGAAAUUGCAGAUUUUGUUGUUUAGGACGGAAACCUAUAUAUCCACCACUGUUUACCUCCCCUUCAGGUGAUAAUUUUAUAUUAGGGAGCUUAAGCAACGACGACGGAGACGGCAACGAGAACGGCAAAAACACAAUAGGUUUAGAUUAGCAAAACAACAAUUUUGCACGUGCAUCACGCUUUUUUGUACAUUUCUUUGCCGUCACUGCACAACUACGACGUUAAACCUCCUAAUUUUACGUUUUAUGAAGGACGUGACCACAAGACAACGAUAUUCGUUUUCUUUUUGUGAACUUAGAGACAGUCUUUUAGAAUUCAACUUCUAAAAAAUCGCCAACAAUUGACAAAUUACAGGAGUUGGAAUAAGAGCGAUGAAGAUUGAAACAACACGAAUUCACGUUUUGGUUGACGUUUUUGCUGGCGUUGCCGUCGUCGUUGCUUAAGCUCCCCAUUAUUCAGGGCAAAAACAUCAAUAGACCUUUUUACCGAUACGGCGGCCAUAUUGAAUUAAUCCGACUUAAGGAGUAGUAUAGGAUACCCAGGGCGCUUGAGCGUUUGUAUUUUCGAGCGCUUUUCGGGACAUUUUUUCUUAAAGUUUUCUUAGAAUAAGAUUGCAAUGGGAAAAAAGAUCCUUGUGCCGUGUUUGGAUGUAAUAAUGAUCGCCUUUUUCUAGUUUAGUAUUAGAAAUAUGGAUUUUCACUGUAUUUUUCUCGGGAAAAAGGCGAUCACUAUUACAUCAAAACACGGCACGAGGAUCAUUUUGCCCAUUACAAUCUUAUUCUAAGAAAACUUUAAGAAAAAAUGUCCCGAAAAGCGCUCGAAAAUACAAACGAAAUGUGCUCACGCCCCCUAAGCAUCCUAUAAUACUCCUUAAAUCGAAUUGAUUCAAUAUGGCCGCCGUAUCAGUAAAAAGGUCUAUUGCCCAUCGAUGUUUGACGGAAUUGUUUUUGAUACUUGCUAUAGGUAACUACUUAGUAAAAAGCUUACAGCCUGACCCUGAUCACAUGCAUGGCAAGAAAUUCAUUACGUUAGGGACCUGGAACUGGGAAAGGCGCCAGCUCCAUUUCCACAACGGUACCAACAUAUCAUGGAAUGGCUGGAAUCCGAAGGUUCCUUUCUCGCGGUGCAGUUCACCGUGUGCACCUGGGUUCUACAAAGUUCAGGGUGAUUUGAAAUGCUGUUGGAAGUGUGUUCAAUGUCCGUCUGGAUCAAUCACAAACACCACUGGCCAAUCAGCAUGCUUUGUGUGUCAAGUGGGAUACACCUCAAAUGAGAACCACACGCAGUGUUUAAAGCUCCCAGAUGUUUAUCUGGAGUGGGGGUCGGUAGCCGGAAGUGUUAUUUUAGCCUUAUCGGGUUUUGGUUUCUUGAGCUCAGUUUUCGCGCUCGGUGCCUUCUACAAAUAUCGAAACAGUGCGGUUGUGAAAGCUUCGACACGUGAAUACUCACUGUUGCUUUUAUCAAUAAUAUCUUGCAUGUUUCUUCUACCUCUGCUCUAUAUAGGCCGACCCUCUAACACUAUCUGCAUGACGCAGCCUUUUUGUUUUGGAUUAGUAAUUACAUUAUGGACUUCCCUCAUGUUGACAAAAACAUUACGCCUUCUGCUGAUUUUCAAAAAAAGGCUUCUACCAGGGAAGGUUGGUUUUUAUGGCAUUCAUAUGCAACUCUUACUAUCGCUUGCUUUAACACUAACUGUCUUGGCUGCAAUCAUUCCAUGGAUGUUGAAAUUCCCUCCAAAAGUAACACCGCACUACUUCGAGUCUCAAGUCAGCAUUGAUUGCGGCGACAAGGCGGACACUUUACUCACAAUCAUAUUGGGAUAUUCCGCUGUACUAGCAAUACCGUCGACGUAUCUGGCUUAUAGAGCUCGUAAACUGCCUGAGAACUUCAACGAAACUCGACUUAUUGGGUUUACAUUAUUCACUGUGUGUGUCAUCUGGAUAAUAGUUGUUCCGUCGUAUCAUGACAGUGAUGUGGAAAACAGGCGCAUAAUUCUAUGCUGUGCUCUCAUAACUACGGGUUUUACCAUCCUCGUUUGCAUGUUUUCCACUCGUCUAAGAAUUAUUUUAUUUCAACCCGAGAAAAACAAGACGGAACUGGUGCGAGCCAGUAUGUUUGAUUACACAAUGCGCAUGCGCAAUGGAUCGACCGCUGCUAAGCACCUUCGGAAAAUGUCCGUAGUCACCGUUGGUACUUUUUCUGUGCCAGCCAAAGACUGUUAA